Haemonchus placei is the source of this 1422-nucleotide messenger RNA. Lineage: Eukaryota; Metazoa; Nematoda; Chromadorea; Rhabditida; Trichostrongylidae. The record is from the annotation of a GenBank genome assembly.
AUCCUAUCCACUAGGUUCACUACCCUAAUCCUCAUUCUUAAUCAGGUAACAGGUAAACGGGUAAAAUGUCCACCAGGGACACUGAGCGAAGGCCAGAUCGUCAAGGCUUUGUUCAGCAACUAUACAAAAAUGCUUCCAGAAGGAGAUAAUGCUGUUGAGGUUCAGAUUGAGAUGCACGUUCAGGACAUGGGCUCGCUAAACGAGAUCACAUCGGACUUCGAGAUCGACAUCCUGUUUACACAACUGUGGCGGGAUGAAUCCCUGUCCUUUGCGCAUAUGCUGGCUUGCAAGAGGAAUAUAACGAUGGAGCCACGUAUGCUGCAACGGAUAUGGACACCAAACACCUGUCUGAUCAACUCGAAGCGUACGAUGAUCCAUGCAUCUCCCAGUGAGAACGUGAUGCUGAUCCUGUAUGAGAAUGGUACGGUAUGGAUAAAUCAUCGCCUGUCCGUGAAAUCUCCAUGUAACCUCGAUCUGAGGCAAUUUCCAUUUGAUGUACAAAGUUGUAUACUCAUUUUGGAGUCAUACAGUCAUAAUGCCGAAGAGGUACAACUGCGUUGGAUGGAGGAGGCUGUGACGCUAAUGAAACCAAUCCAGUUACCAGACUUCGACAUGGUUCACUAUGAGACUAAGAAAGAAAACCUUCUCUAUCCAAAUGGAUAUUGGGACCAAUUACAGGUUGUCUUCACGUUCAAACGCCGUUAUGGAUUCUACAUCAUUCAAGCUUAUGUGCCAACAUAUCUGACGAUAAUUGUUUCCUGGGUAUCCUUCUGUAUGGAACCAAAAGCGUUGCCAGCACGAACCACUGUCGGCAUUUCUUCAUUGUUGGCUUUGACAUUUCAGUUCGGGAACAUCCUAAAGAACCUGCCUCGCGUUUCGUAUGUCAAAGCAAUGGACGUGUGGAUGUUGGGCUGUAUCUCAUUCGUCUUCGGUACCAUGGUCGAAUUGGCCUUCGUCUGUUACAUAAGUCGAUGUCAGAAUAGUGUGAGGAGUGCUGAACGUCGCAAAGAACGUUUUCGCACAUCGCAAGUUUGGACAAAUGGGUCUUGUAGGAGUCGAGCAGGAAACAUCAACUCGAAUGGGAACAACAAGCAUGAUACCCAGACUGCGAAUGGCUGCUUGAUAAAUCGAGGAGCUCAAACAAUGCCGAAGGGGCCUUGCACAAAUGCACGUCAUCAUGUUACGACAUUUGACUCAGAGCAGCCCCUCACAUUUGAGCAGUUCCGUUCGCCUUCACCAGCGACGAAUGCCGGCUGCAUAGCGAGGUUUCAUCCUGAAGCAGUUGAUAAAUUUUCUAUCGUCGCUUUUCCUCUUGCGUUUACGUUUUUUAAUGUGAGGAUUUUUAUCGAUCGGGAUUCUUUAUCAUUUAUUGAAUACCUCUUUUUGGAUAUUCAUCAAUACCACUCAGUAGUCAUGGAUUAG